Messenger RNA from Colias croceus (clouded yellow), 1378 nucleotides. RefSeq lists its product as uncharacterized. The record is from RefSeq and is a predicted model, not a curated record. Gene Ontology annotation, molecular function: chromatin insulator sequence binding. NCBI's taxonomy places the organism in Eukaryota, Metazoa, Arthropoda, Insecta, Lepidoptera, Pieridae. Gene Ontology annotation, cellular component: chromosome. Bases 233 to 1363 code for a protein of 376 amino acids. The transcript is spliced from 4 exons. Gene Ontology annotation, biological process: regulation of transcription by RNA polymerase II.
CAAGGAUGGCCUGUGAGGAUGGCUUUUGCGCGCAUGCGACUAUUGAAUAAACAAUAAUUAUAAUUUUGGCAUUAAUAUGUAAUUUUAUUAAUGACGUCAUAAGAUUGUUGUGUAUUGUGCAAUUUGUGUUAUUAUGGAGUAAAUAUUAUGAAGAAAGCAAUAAUGUCUAAUGUAAUGUAAUAAUGUGGAAUUAUUAAUUUAUUUAUUAAAUUAUUAUUACGAAGUCAUCACAAUGUUGCAAGUAAGGGUAAAUAAGUUAGAUGAUAAUUCAUAUAGCUUGCUGCGGAAAAAGGGCUUGUCGAUACAAUGUGAAUUCUGUGAUAAAACAUUCAAUAAUAGGUAUGCCAGCAUAAUCCACAACACGUACCACAUAGUCAUACCUCUCAUAAAGCAAGAACUACACCAAUGUCCAGAAUGUCUCUUUUACUUUCAAUCCAUCGACGAACUAAACGACCACAAAAAAGACAAACACACAGAAAAUAUAUUUAACAUACAGUCUAUUAAAAUAGAACCAGAACCAGAAUAUCGAGAUAUAUUUCUGCCGUUUAGUUUUAAAAUCAAGUCGUGUAUAGACGGACUUAAGCCUAAAUAUGAAGAAGAUGAAUAUAUAUUGCCCGAUGUGUGCAGAGUGCCGAUACAAACUAGUCCUUUACUAUGUGAUACACAGUUACAAGUUGUCGAACCUCCGAGUUUAUCAAUACAUUACGAUCAGCUCAUACAGCCUGGGUUGUAUAGGUGUAAAUAUUGUAGAGAGCAAUUUGUUACCAAAUUCCAGUCAAUAGAACACGAAGCAACACACAUGAGGUUCAAAAAAGGCCGGCCAUUGCUAUGUACGAUUUGCGAUAUGUACAUAGCGGGAAACCAUUGGCAACUAACAAAACACGUUGAGCAGAAACAUCCGCACCGCACGAACAGGCCACGCUUAAAAACAACUUGCAAAAUGUGCGGCCUAAAAUAUCACAAAUAUAUACGACAUCUCAUCAAUUAUCAUCCAAACGUAGUCAUAAACGACAAAAGCUUUGCCGCCGAAACGCAAGAUGUCAACCUGCCAAAUGGCAGACAGCUGUCAAAGUCAGUUUUUAACAUAUGUCAAACGUGCAUGCCUUUUUUGAAAAAGAAAAUUAAUUUGAAAUACGUCAUCGUUGGGAGCCUUCAUGAAAUGGGUGUGAGGCAUAAGUGCGCGAAGUGUAAGCGAAUGUUUUUCGAAAUUACUUUGGUUCAAAGAAUCAAAAGGGGCAAGAAGGCAGUCGAUAAACUCAGUUUUGAAGAUGAUGUCCCGAAAAAGAAGCCGAUUUCGAAUGAAGAGAGGUUGCGGAAUAUUCAAAUGCGAUUGAAAAUGAUUAAUAAAUUGAGUAAAUUUUGAUUGUUUGCAGUUUUA